AUGCAUUGGUAUUUACUCCUGUUCGUAUGCAUACUUAUCUGCAGUACUUGGGUCAGCAAUGUUACUGCUGACGCACCUUAUUUUGUAUCCGCUCAUGAUCUCGCCGUACUUUCGUCUAUUCGACUGAAUAAUGAACUAUAUGAAAUCUACCUAUCAUCGGCAGAAGUUCGUGGUAUGCAGAAAAUUCGUGUUCUGGUUCCACGUGACUAUGCUACUACCGGUGCAAAUCGCCGAUAUCCAGUUCUCUACUUAUUACAUGGAGCAUAUGGUGGUGCAACAGAUUGGACUAUGGCUGCUGAUGCUCAAACUAUCACCAGCAAUGCCUCAUUGAUAACUGUCAUGCCAAACGGUGAUUCAUUUGGAUGGUACACGAACUGGAUUAGUCCAGCCGAGGCUGCUCCCCAAAACUGGCGUACUUAUCAUAUGGAAAAAUUAGUUCCGUGGAUCGAUGCUAAUUUUCGAACUGUAGCCACGAAAGAAGGACGUGCUAUCGGUGGUCUCUCCAUGGGUGGAUUUGGUGCUAUUCGUUAUGCUCAACAAUACUCGACUAAUUUCUCUUAUACAUUUGCUUUUUCAGGUGCGCUUGAUCUACUCGAUUCACGUAUGCAACAAACUAUUCUAAAUACACCAUAUAAUGGAAAACCGUUUCUGGGUCCAUUCGGUUCACCGUUGGAGCCACUUGGAUUGAACGGAUGGUUUGCACAAGAUCCGAUCACACAUGCUUCAUCAUUACGUACCUUAAAUGUUGCACUCUACACAGGCAAUGCCGAUUCACUUGAAUUAAUCAUACGUGAUGCAAAUAAUCGUUUACGACAAGCAUUAUCAUCCUUGAAUAUUCCUCUUUAUUUCAAUGAUUAUGGGAAUGGACAAUCGAUUGGAUAUGGUUGUGAUGGCACACAUUCUUGGCCAUGCUGGAAGGCGACACUUAUUGAUGUUUUACCUCGAGUAAUGGCCGUUUUACAACAACAAUAA
Molecule: messenger RNA, 972 nt
Organism: Adineta ricciae
Lineage: Eukaryota; Metazoa; Rotifera; Eurotatoria; Adinetida; Adinetidae
Source: the annotation of a GenBank genome assembly